Messenger RNA from Prionailurus viverrinus (fishing cat), 1878 nucleotides. It is a transcript of the gene STRAP, whose product is annotated as serine/threonine kinase receptor associated protein. Gene Ontology annotation, biological process: spliceosomal snRNP assembly. The coding region runs from base 312 to 1364 and encodes 350 amino acids. Gene Ontology annotation, molecular function: protein binding; RNA binding. The transcript has 10 exons. NCBI's taxonomy places the organism in Eukaryota, Metazoa, Chordata, Mammalia, Carnivora, Felidae. Gene Ontology annotation, cellular component: SMN complex. The record is from RefSeq and is a predicted model, not a curated record.
CCUGCCGGUACCGGUGUGGACCGUGCGGGUCUUGGCCGCGGGUUCUCCGGUUUUCCCCCUCCCCUACUUUCCUCCCUCCCUCCCUUUCCCUCCCUGGCCGCUGUCGGUCGCCCGUCGCAGACACCCUGGCCCAUCCCCAAACCCUUUCCUGACCUCGCUGCUACCCGAUUGGCCUCUUUUUCCUGUUUCUCGGCCCAUCCCCAGUCCCCAGUGUCAGGGCGGGGGCCUUGAGCCAGAGGCUCUGCGGCAGAGGAAAGAAAAGAGCAGACGACCCUCGGCUCCGCAGCCGGAUCGCUCGGUUCGCCGCCGCCAUGGCAAUGAGGCAGACUCCGCUCACCUGCUCGGGCCACACGCGGCCUGUGGUUGAUUUGGCCUUCAGUGGCAUCACGCCCUAUGGCUAUUUCUUAAUCAGCGCUUGCAAAGACGGGAAGCCUAUGCUACGUCAGGGAGAUACAGGAGACUGGAUUGGAACAUUUUUGGGUCAUAAGGGUGCUGUUUGGGGUGCCACAUUGAAUAAGGAUGCCACCAAAGCAGCUACAGCAGCUGCGGAUUUCACUGCCAAAGUGUGGGAUGCUGUCUCAGGAGAUGAAUUGAUGACGCUGGCUCAUAAACACAUUGUCAAGACUGUGGAUUUUACGCAGGAUAGUAAUUACUUAUUAACCGGGGGACAGGAUAAACUGUUACGCAUAUAUGAUUUGAACAAACCUGAAGCAGAACCUAAGGAAAUCAGUGGUCACACUUCUGGUAUUAAAAAAGCUUUAUGGUGCAGUGAGGAUAAACAGAUUCUUUCAGCUGAUGAUAAAACUGUCCGCCUUUGGGAUCAUGCUACUAUGACAGAAGUGAAGUCUCUAAAUUUUAAUAUGUCUGUUAGCAGUAUGGAAUAUAUUCCUGAGGGAGAGAUCUUGGUAAUAACUUAUGGACGAUCUAUUGCUUUUCAUAGUGCAGUAAGUUUGGACCCAAUUAAAUCCUUUGAAGCUCCUGCAACCAUCAAUUCUGCAUCUCUUCAUCCUGAGAAAGAAUUUCUUGUUGCAGGUGGUGAAGACUUUAAACUUUAUAAGUAUGAUUAUAAUAGUGGAGAAGAAUUAGAAUCCUACAAAGGACACUUUGGUCCUAUUCACUGUGUGAGAUUUAGUCCUGAUGGAGAACUUUAUGCCAGUGGUUCUGAAGAUGGAACAUUGAGACUAUGGCAGACUGUGGUAGGAAAAACAUACGGCCUUUGGAAAUGUGUGCUUCCUGAAGAAGAUAGCGGUGAGCUGGCAAAGCCAAAGAUCAGUUUUCCAGAGACAACAGAAGAGGAGCUAGAAGAAAUUGCUUCAGAGAACUCAGAUUCCAUCUAUAGUUCAACUCCUGAAGUUAAGGCCUGAGCAUUGGGCAUGUGCUGCAGAUAAUGUACAACUUAUGGACUAAAACAAGCAAGCAGAGAAAAGCAUCAGCCUCCCGGAGUUACUCUCUGCUUAAGGCAAACAUGAGCAGUAAAUUAUGGGGAAUAUGACUUAGCUCCAGUGCUGGAACUAACUUGGUGUUUGUUACCUGUACAUGAAAACGCAAGAGUAUCACAUGAAGGCAGGUGGAAGUAGGCUCUUGUGGUAUGAUGGCCUGUUGUUUUUUUAAUGAGUAUGUGCAAGCCAACAUCCAAUUUCUCUUAUUAUAAUUAGAUUUCUUGUAGCCGUUUAUGUUAUUAUGGAGAAGAAAAAUAUAUUGGCCUAUUUUUCUGAUGUUUCCCUUAAAAGCAGAAAGCCUUUUUUUUUUUCCUUUUGCUUUAGUUGUAAAGAGGAGGGAAUUCACGAUAAAGUAACUGGUUUGAUUUCUCUUUCAUUGUACACUGCUUCUGAACAUCUAAUUGUUUUAGUUGUCUAAAUAAAAUGCCUCUAAACAAAA